Messenger RNA from Medioppia subpectinata, 350 nucleotides. The record is from the annotation of a GenBank genome assembly. NCBI's taxonomy places the organism in Eukaryota, Metazoa, Arthropoda, Arachnida, Sarcoptiformes, Oppiidae.
CCAGAGGGUGUGGAAGAGGUGGAGGACGUGGAGGACGGCGUCUAUCACGACGAGGUGGAGAUCGAGGACUUCGCGUAUGACGAGGAGACGGACACAUUCAGCUAUCCCUGUCCUUGUGGUGACACUUUCACCAUCACUAGAGAAGACCUCGAGAACGGCGAAGACGUGGCCCGAUGUCCGUCGUGUUCGCUAAUUGUUCGCGUCAUCUAUAAUAUCGAUGACAUACCGACCAUCUGUUCCCAACUCAAGACAACUAAAUCAUCCGAUAUUCUCAUAACUAAUUGAUUUGUUAACUCAUUAAACCAUCGUUUCGUUUAUUAUUCAAAUUAAAUAUAUAUUUAAUUCAUUAA